Uloborus diversus is the source of this 366-nucleotide messenger RNA. RefSeq names its product complement factor H-like. Lineage: Eukaryota; Metazoa; Arthropoda; Arachnida; Araneae; Uloboridae. Bases 34 to 366 code for a protein of 110 amino acids. The transcript is spliced from 4 exons. The record is from RefSeq and is a predicted model, not a curated record.
CCUUGUACUGUUUCAAGAAUUUUCAAUGGUGCAAUGGGAAAAUACGUGACAGAGAAAUGGAGGUUGCAUUUUAAAAAAAGUCGCAUCGGAAGCAGAGUGAUCGAAAAUGAAGAACAGAUAUUACGAUGCGAUCCGGGCUAUUUUAUCGCUGGGAAGACCACUGAAGAGAACAAUGUUUCUUGCUUGGACGGUAAAUGGUCAGAGGAUUUCACCUGCGUAUCAUCCGGCUGUGCAACAGAUCCUCCUCCGACGAAAAACGGAAACACUCACACAAAGAGGGACUUUCACGGCGGAACUGUUACGUAUAUCUGCAAUACCCUGUUCUCGAAGGAUAAUUUUACCAAUUGCAAAGAUGUGUAUUUGUGA